Cyphellophora attinorum is the source of this 2625-nucleotide messenger RNA. Its product is annotated as Protein arg-6, mitochondrial. The record is from RefSeq and is a predicted model, not a curated record. Bases 1 to 2625 code for a protein of 874 amino acids. The transcript has 3 exons. Gene Ontology annotation, cellular component: mitochondrion; cytoplasm; mitochondrial matrix. Gene Ontology annotation, biological process: L-arginine biosynthetic process. Lineage: Eukaryota; Fungi; Ascomycota; Eurotiomycetes; Chaetothyriales; Cyphellophoraceae. Gene Ontology annotation, molecular function: N-acetyl-gamma-glutamyl-phosphate reductase (NADP+) activity; acetylglutamate kinase activity; NAD binding.
AUGUCAGCUGUAAGCGCGGCUGCGGUGCGUGCAGCAUCGCGGUCCUCUCGACUGGUCGGCAGCACACAAUCAAGCAGAGCCCGCCUUGUGCGGCCUGCGCUCACAAUAGCUUCACGGUCGCAGCGGCGGCAAUAUGCCUCCCACGAACCUCAACAACUAUCUACGAGGUCGACAGUGGUCCAGCUGCUCAGUAACAUUGGGUCAAAGCGAGAAGUGCAGCAAUACCUGUCACACUUCACCUCAGUCUCAUCGCAGCAAUUCGCUGUCAUCAAAGUGGGCGGUGCUAUCUUGACGGAGCACCUACAGACCCUGUCUUCGGCGCUCGCAUUCCUCAAUCAUGUUGGACUGUACCCUAUUGUCGUCCACGGUGCAGGUCCGCAGCUGAACAAGAUAUUGGAAGAUUCAGGCGUUGAACCACAAUUCGAGGAAGGUAUCAGAAUAACAGACCCAAAGACACUGGGCAUUGCUCGCGCUCUAUUUCUGGAGGAGAAUCUACGGCUUGUGGAGGAACUUGAGAGACUCGGCAUCCGAGCGCGGCCUAUCAAUUCAGGCGUCUUCACCGCCGACUACCUCGACAAGGAUAAAUGGAACCUGGUGGGCAAGAUCACAAGUGUGGACAAGAAGCCUAUUGAGGCAGCGAUCCAGGCCGGCUGUCUACCUAUCUUGACAUCUAUGGCCGAGUCGUCAUCUGGACAGAUUCUUAACGUCAAUGCAGAUGUCGCAGCCGGUGAGCUGGCGCGUGCUAUUCAGCCGCUGAAGAUUGUCUAUCUAUCUGAGAAGGGCGGUCUGUUCAAUGGCGACACUAAGGAGAAGAUCUCCGCUAUCAAUCUUGAUGAGGAGUACGAUGACUUGAUGUCACAAUGGUGGGUCAGACACGGAACACGCCUCAAGAUCAAGGAAAUGAAGGACUUGCUCAUGGACCUCCCUCGCACAUCAAGUGUGGCUAUCAUCCACCCCGCGGAUCUGCAAAAGGAAUUGUUCACAGACUCUGGUGCUGGGACACUGAUACGGCGCGGCAACAAAUUGAAGGAGGUUCUGAUACGUGAACGAGAGGGUCUAGACGCUCGCGCGGUGGUGGAUCGGUACGUCACCGACUUGCAAGGCAAGCCAUUCAAAGCCUACUACGACGAACCUAUGGAAGCACUUGCCAUUGUCAUGCCGCCAGCAGAGGGCACUCAGCUCGCACACCUCGCAACCUUGACAAUCACUCGACAAGGAUGGCUCACCAACGUGGCCGACAACAUCUUUGCCAGCAUCCGCAAAGAUUUCCCUAAGCUGAUGUGGACAGUCAAAGAGGACGACGAGAAUCUCACCUGGUUCUUCGACAAGGCAGAUGGCAGCUUUUCGAAAGAUGGGGAGGUUUUGUUCUGGUACGGACUUGAGACUACGAAUGAGGUGCAGGAACUGAUGGUCGAGUUUAACAAACACGGGCGUGAGAUGUUUGGCGGCAUCAAUCUCGAGUCCAAGUUGCAGAAAGCUGCACGGGCUGCGGCCAACCUUGCGUCAUCAGCUGCUCGCUCAGCGGGUCUCUCCCAGGCUCGUGCCUACUCAACAUCCACUCGAACACCCAGACGUCCUCAAGUGACCCAACCUUCGACUCAAUCACGGAGGACAUAUGCAACAACUACCAACCCCAAUCCUCCACUUGGGUCGAAGAACAGCUCCAACGACAAGCCAUCGAGAGUGGCCAUCAUUGGCGCCCGCGGCUACACUGGCAAAGCUCUCAUUGACCUCAUCAACCGACACCCAAACCUAGACCUGCGGCAUGUCUCUUCACGCGAACUUGCUGGGCAGAAGCUGCAAGGCUACAACAAGCGUGACAUCACCUACGAGAAUCUCUCCGUAGAAGAGGUCCGUCAGAAGGCAGAAAACGGCGAUGUGGACUGCUGGGUGAUGGCACUGCCCAAUGGCGUUUGCAAGCCUUUCGUUGAUGCCAUCGAUCAGACUGGCAAGGAUCAGGUCGUCAUCGACCUGAGCGCUGAUUACCGCUUCGACUCAGGUUGGACAUACGGUCUUCCAGAGUUGGUCGAUCGCUCUGCCAUCGCCCGAGCCAAGCGUAUCUCAAACCCUGGAUGCUAUGCGACUGCUGCUCAGCUUGGUAUUGCGCCUCUUCUAGAGCACCUCGGAGGUCAGCCAACCGUCUUCGGCGUGUCUGGUUACUCUGGCGCUGGCACUAAGCCCAGUCCAAAGAACGAUGUCUCCAACUUGACGGACAAUCUGAUUCCGUACAGUUUGACAGACCAUAUCCACGAGCGGGAAAUCACAGCACAGCUUGGCACGCCAAUCGCGUUCAUCCCUCACGUUGCUGUAUGGUUCCAGGGCAUCCACCAUACCAUCAACAUCCCUCUAGCCAAGGAGAUGUCAUCACGGGAUAUCAGAAACGUGUAUCAGGAUCGAUAUGCUGGCGAAAAACUUCUCAAGGUCAUCGGCGAAGCACCUCUGGUGAAGCAGAUCUCUGGUCGACAUGGAGUUGAGAUGGGCGGAUUUGCUGUUCACUCGAGUGGAAAGCGUGUGGUUGUGUGCGCUACGAUUGACAAUCUGCUUAAGGGUGCGGCGACUCAGUGUCUACAGAACAUGAAUUUGGCUCUGGGUUAUGGCGAGUAUGAGGGAAUACCACUUGAUUGA